Ectocarpus sp. CCAP 1310/34 is the source of this 1608-nucleotide messenger RNA. The record is from the annotation of a GenBank genome assembly. NCBI's taxonomy places the organism in Eukaryota, Phaeophyceae, Ectocarpales, Ectocarpaceae.
UAUUUUCAGCGCAGGGUUCUUUCCGUCCGCCGCAGGCAGCAGAGAGUAGAAGCGACAGCCGCUCAGCCUGAAAGAGCACGGGGAAAGUUCGUCUCGAGAGCAAGAGGAGGAAUUCCUUUCCUGGAAACGCAGAGACGGCAACGUUGUUGUUGCUGUUCUGCACAGGCAACAGCGGUUGGGAGGCUGCCUUUGGACUGAAAGCUUGCGCCGCAGCAGAGAGAGGUGAUGCAAGUCAUGGAGAACGGGCCGAGCCACACGAUGGCGAGCGCGGGAGGUGACGAGCCAAACAGCACCAAGGCCAGGCUGAACGGCAUCCUCCAGAGCUUCCAGGCGUUCGAUUCGGAUAUGAAGACGGGCACCAGGGUACGGAGAGAACACGAUGAGCACAGAAUCGCCCAGCUCACCGCCGAGCUGACCCGACUGGAGAAGACGCUAAACCAGGAGAUAAAGCGAAGGGUGGAGAUGAACAAGAGCGUACAAGUGUGGGGGGAAAACGAGGUGGAAAAAAUGUCCGAGCAGCUGCAGUCCAUGGUGCUCGCACGGAGCGACUCUAUCGCGGGCCGGCUGGACGACAUUGUGGGAAAAAUCAAAGCCCUCGAGUACAAGUUCGACGUGGAGAUGGCCAAGAUUCCGGUGGACAUCAAGCAGCGGGGAGAGGAGCUCCACAAGAUGCUGACGGACUUUGAGAGCAAGUUCGAGGCAGAGAGGAUGUCUCGCUUGGAGAGAGAAGGCCGCAUCCUCAAGCAGCUCGCAGACCACGAACAAGAAGUAGCGACUGACUUCGAAACGGAACGGACCUCGAGAGAGAAUACAUACGCCGACUUGCGACGCAUCCUAGACGAGAACGUGCGGUCGCGCAUGAAGGGGGACGAAAAGUUCCAGUCUUUUGUUCGCGAGGAGCUCGCCGGCCUGAAGAACGCCGUCUCCCUAGAACGACAAACUCGCGAAAGGGAUGACGGGGAGAUCGUGGAUGCACUGAACCGCUACACGUCCAAGCUGCAGAGUAGUCUCAAGAUCAUCAACAGCUCGGAGAUCUAGCUAGGGGUGUUGCAGGUGUUUUGGGAGAAAUAAGCCCCGAAAUGCACGAAUUUGUCGUUUUCGUGCCAAGUUUGGUAUUUUUUUUCAAGUGUCCAGGAUGUCUUUCGAAGUAUCGCGGAAGGCACGUUGUCUAUCCUAGUGUUAUUUGUCCUUGUGUUCUCCGUUGGAGCUGUUUCCGUUGCGCAUCCGUUUCGAGGUUUUGGUGAUGGCAUGCUGGACAUUUCGCGUGGCAUUGUCGGUUUCGCUUUAGGAUUUGAUAAGGCCGGGUUUUAGAAGGAGCACCCCACGAAAUCUGCGGACGUGGUGUGCUUUGCUACUAUAUUGCUAUUAGUGCCUUUUGUCGUUGGUUUUGACCCGAGAGCAGAAGCGUUAGUGCCGUCGUGGAGGUACAAUGUGACUCACGCUGGGCAGGGCGGUAGAAGGCGAGGCGACUUGCUGGAUUGAGAAACCCAAGAUAUGUGUAGCUAGCAAGGGUCGCUGUGGUGUGUGUAUGAGGUAUGUAUAUACCAUUUGUUUGGUGCUUAGCAUCGACCGGGGAACAAAGCUGAAAGUUGGAAAGUGGGUCCCGUA